AUGGCAGAAGGAGUUGAGAAUGGACGGGAUAGAAUGCCCACUGAGAAGGGUUUGCAGUAUAAAGCAGACGUCACAGUCAAGACAUGGAGAGAUGCCAUUCGACUUUGGAGGAGAAGGGCAAAUAAGCAUCGCCAGCUUAUAGUUGAAGACGAUGUCAACACUGUGAUGAUUAAAGAAUCCCGUAAUCAAGUACAGGAAGCCAUGGACAAGGCGAUUUCUUCUCAAGAAGUACUUGCAGAUAUAGCUCCUUCAGCGGAUCUUGAUGAUGGUGAAGAUCUACUUGAAACUAUUGAAGAUGAACAUUCUUCUUUAAUGAGAGAAACAAUGAAAGUAAUUCUCCGAUUGCAAGGUGGGACGAUUUCAUCUAAGUCAGGUUCCCGAUCAUCCAGAGGGAGAGUUCAAGACUGGGUUGAUCGUCAAGUGUCAGUUUCCCCUCGAGUUCAGAGUAUAGUUGAUAGAGGUAACAGUGCCCCUCCAGUGGAACCCACGAUUGAGAUGAACAACCCUGCUCCACCUUCGGAAAGCCCUGCAACUAAGAUUGGUCAUCUACAAGAACCAAAGUCCAGCAAUGAUGAUGUUCUCGCCAACAGUUUGAAAGAGUUGCUAUCCUUGAAUAGACUUCCUCUUCCAGAGCCUGGAAUUUUUUCAGGUAACCCUCUUGACUACACGGCAUGGAGGCGAAGCUACGACGCAUUAAUUGAACAUCGUGGAAUUCCUAUGGCAGAGAGGUUCUACUUUCUCUUGAAAUACCUGACGGGUGAGCCGAAAUCCUUGGUAGAAGGCUACUCUAUGAUCGGCGAUGGCAGAGGUUACCUUAAUGCAAAGGAAGCGUUGGAACAGAGAUAUGGGAAUCCAUUUGUAGUUUCAAAUGCCUACAGAGACAAGCUGGAUGCUUGGCCCAAGGUCGGAUCAAGAGACUCCUUUGGACUUAGGAGAUUCGGAGACUUCCUGAAACAAUGUGACGCAGCAUCCAAGUAUGUUCCGCACCUGAAUCAUCUUGAUGACGAACGGGAAAAUCAAAACCUACUGAGGAAACUCCCUGAAUGGCUAGUCGUUAAAUGGGGAAGGAAGGUUGUUCAGUGGAGACAGGAUUGGAAAACCUUUCCACCAUUUGCCAUCUUUACAGAGUUCAUUGACGAAGAGGCAACCGUUGCUUGUGAUCCCAUCACCUCUCUUCAGUCUCUGCAGACCUCAAAGGAAAGGAAGAAGUCAACUCCUUCUCGAUCUUUGCAGACUGGAACACACAAUCACAAAGAUGGCUCUGCUGAGAAGAAAUAUCUGUCAUGUGUCUUUUGCAAGGGUCAACACCAUAUUAGUGAAUGUUCCUCAUUCAAUUCAGAAACAAUGCAGAAGAAAAGACAGACUAUUAAGGACAAUGGUCUCUGCUUUGGUUGCUUGAGAAAGGGACACAUGUCAAAGAGAUGCAAGAAAAGAAAUACAUGCUCCGUAUGUAAAGGAAAGCAUCCAACUGCUCUACAUGAUGAUGAGUGGAAAGAGAAGCGACGGGAUGCUACUAACAGAGAGAGGAGCAGUAAGGAAACUCUGGAAUCAAAUUCUCAUGCUUCCCAGUCAGAUUCCAGUCAGUCUAUGAAGUCAUCGAUGAUUGUUCCGGUAUGGCUAUCACACGAGUCCAGUCGUAAGGAGAGACUAGUGUAUGCGCUGUUGGACACGCAAUCCGAUACGUCCUUCAUUCUCACACAAACCAAAGAAGCAAUGGGAAUCAAAGGCGUACAAAUACACUUAUUGCUUUCUACAAUGACGAGGACAAAUGAGAGAAUAGCUUGUGAGAAGGUGACUGGAUUGAAAGUGAAGGCUUACUACAACUCCGAGAAGGUAAUUAGCCUCCCUCCAAGCUAUACGAGAGACAUUAUCCCAGCAGAUCGACAUCAUAUUCCUACUCCUGACACAGCAAGAUCCUUCAAACACUUGUCUAGGAUUGCCAAUAUGAUUGCUCCUCUUCAGGAUGUUGAAAUUGGACUCUUGAUCGGCUACGACUGUGCCAAGGCUCUAGCUCCUCGUGCUGUCAUCCACUCUCCUGACGAAAGAGGACCCUAUGCAGUCCAGACAGACCUAGGAUGGAGCAUUGUUGGGACGGUGAACGCAGGUUAUGUUGAAAGUCACAAUGAUCCCAUUGGUGUGAGCCAUCGUACAACUGUACGGAUGGUGCCUGAGGAGGUACAGUUGAAAGGUCAUCGCUCAGAAGUGAUCUUCACGCAUCCAGCUACUACGAAGGAAGAGAUCACCCCUCUUCAUGUUGUCCAACUUCUCGAAGCUGACUUCACUCCUGAUAAGAAGCAGAAACCCUAUUCCCAGAAUGAUUUGAAGUUUGUUAAGCUAAUGGAGAAGGAGAUUCACGUUUCAGAGAGUGGACACUAUGAGAUGCCCCUUCCCUUCAAGGAGGAAGAGGUACCUGUACUGCCUAACAACAAGUUUGUUGCUGCCAAACGUUUGAACCACCUGAAGAAAAAGUUUGAAAAUGAUGCCACCUACUAUGACCAAUACCUACAACAGAUGAACAAUCUCCUUGAAAAGAAGUAUGCAGAGAAGGUGUCCGAACCAGGUGAACCAGGCAAGCUAUGGUAUAUUCCACAUCAUGGAGUACAGCAACCAAAGAAACUGAGGGUGGUGUUCGAUUGCAGUUCACAGUUCAAAGGAGAGUGUUUGAACUCUCAUCUUCUCACUGGCCCUGAUUUGACCAAUGCACUUGCUGGAGUACUGUGCAGAUUCAGAAAAGAGAAGGUAGCCUUCAUGUGUGACAUCAAAGAAAUGUUUCAUCAGUUUCAUGUCAACAAAGAGUACCGUGACUACCUGCGCUUCCUCUGGUGGCCAGACGGAGACUAUCGUCGAGAGCCUACUGACUUCAGAAUGAAUGUGCACCUCUUUGGAGCUGCCUCUUCGCCCGGGUGCGCAAAUUUUGGAUUGAAGCAGAUAGCAACCGACAUGGCAGAUGAAAUAAGUCAAGAUGCAGCCAAGUUCAUCCAACGAGACUUUUACGUCGAUGAUGGGCUUAAGGCAGUAGAAACAGAAGAAGAGGCCAUCGAUCUGAUCUCAAAGACCAAGAAGAUAUGUGGACAUGGUGGUCUUCAUGUUCACAAAGUUGUCUCCAACUCAAGGAAAGUGCUAGAUUCAGUUCCAAAGGAAGAUAGAGCUAAAGAAGUGAAAGAAUUGAAUCUUCUACUCGAUCACCUGCCUGUCGAAAAAGCUUUAGGCGUGCAAUGGUGUGUCGAAUCUGAUACUUUCCGCUUUAGGGUGACCUUCCAAGACAAGCCUUUGACUAGGAGAGGUGUGCUGUCAACCGUGAUGUCCGUGUACGACCCUCUUGGAUUGUUAGCCCCAUUGCUGCUUCCUGGUAAGAUAAUACUUCAGGAUCUAUGUAGAACUUCUGCCGCUUGGGACGACCCCCUUCCAGACCUACUUCAAGACAGGUGGAAUAAGUGGAAAACAGACAUUCUCCAACUCGAAAGGGUCUCCAUUGACAGGUGUUACAAGCCGGAAGACUUUGGGGAAGUCAAGAAUGUCGAGCUACACCACUUCUGUGAUGCGAGCAACCUUGGUUACGGUCAUUGUACUUACCUGAGAAUGAUUAAUGGAAGGGGAGAAGUACAUUGUACGCUUGUGUUGGGCAAAUCCAGAGUGUCACCAAUCAAGACAGUCACAGUACCAAGGCUGGAACUGACUGCAGCUGUUCUGUCAGUGAAGAUGAGCGCCUUUCUUCAAGCUGAGCUAGACCUCAAAAUUGAUAGGGAGGUCUUUUGGACUGAUAGCCGAGUGGUGCUAGGCUAUAUUAAGAACGAGACAAGGCGUUAUCAUGUCUUUGUUGCAAAUAGAGUCCGCCAAAUUAGAGAUGAAUCAUCACCCAAUCAAUGGAGGCACGUCAGCACUCAAGAUAAUCCAGCUGAUGCCCCAUCAAGAGGACUCACGGUCGAUCAGCUUGAAGCAUCAAAGUGGUUCAUGGGUCCAGACUUCAUUUGGGAAAGCGAAAUUCCGGAAGAAACUGAGGAAGAAGCUACAGUCAUUCCUAAAGAUCCUGAAGUGAAAAGCAACACCCAUGCCUCAGUAAAAGGGGUAGAUGAGCUCGAGUUAAAGCGAUUUGAUCAUCUCUCUAGUUGGUAUCGAGCGAAGAGAGCUGUGGCGAAUUGCCUCCGUCUCAAAUCAUACCUACAGAAAUGCUGCCAAGCAAGAGGAGAUGGGAAUGACAUCAAGAAAGUUGUGAUGGAACCUCUGACUACCGAACAACUUCUUCGUGCAGAGAAGGAAAUCAUAAGACUGAUUCAGAGGAGGACAUUUGAUGAAGCGAAAUCAUCAGAGAUCAGCAAGCCUCACAACGAAAGAGAAAGAAGGCGUCGUUGCAAGGAGACCAGUCGCUUGUGUCGUCUUGACCCAUUUAUAGAUGAUGAUGGCAUCCUUAGAGUUGGAGGACUGUCAUACUGA
This is a messenger RNA of Lytechinus variegatus (green sea urchin), 4431 nucleotides long. RefSeq lists its product as uncharacterized. The record is from RefSeq and is a predicted model, not a curated record. The coding region runs from base 1 to 4431 and encodes 1476 amino acids. NCBI's taxonomy places the organism in Eukaryota, Metazoa, Echinodermata, Echinoidea, Temnopleuroida, Toxopneustidae. The transcript has 2 exons. Gene Ontology annotation, molecular function: zinc ion binding; nucleic acid binding.